This is a messenger RNA of Chinchilla lanigera (long-tailed chinchilla), 948 nucleotides long. Its product is annotated as olfactory receptor 6C2. NCBI's taxonomy places the organism in Eukaryota, Metazoa, Chordata, Mammalia, Rodentia, Chinchillidae. The coding region runs from base 1 to 948 and encodes 315 amino acids. Gene Ontology annotation, molecular function: olfactory receptor activity; G protein-coupled receptor activity. The record is from RefSeq and is a predicted model, not a curated record. Gene Ontology annotation, cellular component: membrane. The transcript has a single exon. Gene Ontology annotation, biological process: G protein-coupled receptor signaling pathway.
AUGUCAGUGAUGAGAAAUCACACAGUAAUAACAAGUUUCAUAUUGCUGGGCCUGACCAAUGACUCACAACUACAAGUUCUGCUUUUUAUCUUUCUGUUUCUCACCUACGUGUUGAGUGUAACUGGAAAUCUGACUAUUAUCAUCCUCACAAUGGUGGAUCCCCAUCUUAAAAUUCCUAUGUACUUUUUCCUUAGAAAUUUUUCUAUCUUAGAAGUUUCAUUUACCACCGUCUGUAUUCCUAGAUUCUUAUACAGCUUAUCAACAGGAGAUGAUACCAUCACGUACAAUGCUUGUGCAUGUCAAAUAUUCUUUGUUAUUCUCUUUGGAGCAACUGAAUUUUUUCUCCUGGCAGCCAUGUCCUACGAUCGUUAUGUGGCCAUCUGUAAACCUCUUCACUAUAUGACCAUCAUGAACAACAGAGUGUGUAUGUUAUUAGUUUUGUCUUGUUGGGUAUCUGGUUUGAUGAUUAUCAUCCCACCUCUUAGCUUGGGCCUCCAGCUUGAAUUCUGUGACUCCAAUGCCAUUGAUCAUUUUAGCUGUGAUGCAAGUCCUCUCUUAAAGAUCUCAUGCUCAGACACAUGGGUAAUUGAACAGAUGAUUAUCCUUGUAGCAGUAUUUGCACUAAUUGUUACAUUACUCUGUGUGAUUCUGUCCUACACUUACAUCAUCAGGACAAUAGUGAGAUUCCCCUCUGCCCGGCAAAGAAAAAAGGCCUUUUCUACCUGCUCCUCCCACAUGAUUGUGGUUUCCAUGACCUAUGGCAGCUGCAUCUUCAUCUACCUCAAACCAUCAGCAAAAGAAGAGGUGGCCAUCAAUAAAGGAGUUUCACUUCUGGAGACUUCUGUUGCACCCUUGUUAAAUCCCUUCAUUUACACCUUGAGGAACAAGCAAGUGAAACAAGCUUUCAGUGACUCUAUAAAAAGAUUACAUUUCUUUCAAGGAAGGUAA